Messenger RNA from Centruroides sculpturatus (bark scorpion), 1855 nucleotides. RefSeq names its product pachytene checkpoint protein 2 homolog (gene pch2). The transcript has a single exon. Gene Ontology annotation, biological process: meiotic recombination checkpoint signaling; reciprocal meiotic recombination. Bases 210 to 1478 code for a protein of 422 amino acids. Gene Ontology annotation, cellular component: nucleus; chromosome. NCBI's taxonomy places the organism in Eukaryota, Metazoa, Arthropoda, Arachnida, Scorpiones, Buthidae. Gene Ontology annotation, molecular function: ATP hydrolysis activity; ATP binding. The record is from RefSeq and is a predicted model, not a curated record.
GUUGUGAGCUAAAUAUAUCGCAAACAGGAUUUUACAUCAUUUGGCUAUACUUGGGCGAUGGAAAAUAGCUUAAUGAGGUGGCAACACCAUCGCUUUCAAAAGCGUCAAUUUUAAAGAUAGUUGGCGGUUAGUGGCGCGGUUUAAGUGCUUUUCCAUGUUUUCUUAUUAAGAACGUAUUUUUAGACGUUAAAUUGUGAAUAUUUCGGAAGAUGAAAGAAGAAAGGCUAUUAGAUUCUUCUCCUACGAUACACGUCGAAGUGCGACAGAGCAACAAAAGCACUCUUCCUCCUAGAAACGUCGAGUUCUUAGUCGAUCAGAUGAUAAAGAAGAUGGAAAAUCUUUAUGGAGAUUGUAUCUUAACCGACUUCGAACCGGAACUUGCGCAACACGUGGAGAGUGUGUCCAUUUGUGACGUCGACGAGAAUCUGUCGAACGGCAAAUUUGUGUCCUUAUUGGCCUCUCAGUUACAUUAUCACGUGUACCGUUUGGUCGACGACGAACCCAGCACGGAAGAAAUCGACGAUGAAGAUUUGUCGGCCGCCAGUCACUGGAUAUUACCCAGCAGGGAAUUUCACGGUCUGUGGGAGAGUCUGAUCUACGACGACGAGGUCAAGUCGCAGUUGCUGAACUUCGUUUCCACCACUCUGCUCUUCUCCGACAGGAACGUGGACUCUAACGUAGUCUCUUGGAACGGAGUGAUUCUCCUGCACGGUCCUCCCGGGACCGGAAAGACCUCCCUGUGUAAGGCGCUGGCGCAGAAGCUGUCCGUCAGACUGGGGAGCCGUUAUUCUUACGGCCAGCUGAUAGAAAUCAACAGUCACAGCCUGUUUUCCAAGUGGUUCUCCGAAAGCGGAAAACUGGUGAUGAAGAUGUUUUGCAAGAUACGGGAACUGAUUGACGAUCGGGAGGCGCUGGUCUUCGUCCUCAUAGACGAGGUGGAGAGUCUGGCCCACUCCAGGAACUCUUCCGCGGGAGGCGCCGAUCCUUCCGACGCCGUCAGGGCGGUCAACGCCCUGCUGACCCAGUUGGAUAACAUAAGGAGAUAUCCAAACGUGAUAAUUUUGACCACGUCGAACAUCACGGGAGCCAUCGACCUGGCGUUCGUGGACCGCGCCGACGUAAAACAGUACGUGGGUCCGCCCUCCGCUCCCGCCAUCUAUCACAUAUAUCGAUCCUGCAUCCUGGAGUUGCAGAACGUCGAGAUAAUCGUUCCCAAAUGCAUCGUUCUUCCUCUCAGACAACUUAACAUCACUUCCGAAAUUGGCGAAAAUUCAUUUAUCGGUUAUAGUCUCAGAGUGAAGGAACUGGCGAAGAAAAGCGAAGGUCUAAGUGGGAGGACAUUACGCAGAUUACCGUUUCUGGCACACGCUUUGUUCAUUCAAAAACCGACAACAAAUUUGGAUAAUUAUCUAGAUGCAUUAUCAAAAGCAAUAGAUAAAGAAUUUCAAGAUAGAAGUAAAUUACAAAACAAUUUUUAGUGCCUUGUACAGUAAUAAAAAAAAGAAGUGAUUUUUGUAUUAUAUAUUUUUAGAAAAAAAAGGUAAAAACUAAAUAUUUUUACAUAUAAGCAUUUUAAAAUAAGUUUUUUUUGUAAUUUAGAAUAUUUUUAAUAAAAUCCAUUAUUUAUUAAAUAACAUUAUAGAAUGUUUCCAUUGUCUGUAUUUUAAAUAGUCUUUCCUAGAAUAGAAAGGAGCCAAGGUAAACAGUUCCACAUAAUAUGAACAUAAUAUAAUGCACUGUAUAUAAAACAUAAGUUAGGAAAUUAAAAAUGUUUAAAAUGCUGUUGUAUAUUUGAAUUUUCUGACAUUUUUUCAAGACAUUUGAGAUUUUACAAGAAGAAAAAAGAAGCCGCACA